Molecule: messenger RNA, 2581 nt
Organism: Fundulus heteroclitus (mummichog)
Lineage: Eukaryota; Metazoa; Chordata; Actinopteri; Cyprinodontiformes; Fundulidae
Gene: cyld2
Product: cylindromatosis (turban tumor syndrome), b
Exons: 14
Coding region: 130-2334 (734 amino acids)
Biological process (GO): protein K63-linked deubiquitination
Cellular component (GO): cytosol
Molecular function (GO): cysteine-type deubiquitinase activity; K63-linked deubiquitinase activity
Source: RefSeq, a predicted model, not a curated record
UGGUCGGUCUCAUGCAGGUCAACAUUAGCAGAGUUUCACCGCCUGUUCGGCAGAAGUCAGAGGGAAGCGUCGCGUCUGGAUUUACCUGCCGAUUAAUCAGCGCUGGAAGUGCUGAACCAACCUGGGCUGAUGCAAACUGGGAAUUCAACCUUCUUUAUCACAGAGAGGGGACCCGAGAGGAGCACCAUGGAGUCCAGAUCCGUGAGCAAGGAGCGGUUCUUCAUUGUGAUCCGCGGCAAGUCGAGGAAAGGUUUCUGCCGCGGCUGCGUCGGCCGUGUGGAGGCGGAGACGGCGCAAGGGGAGCUGAUGGGGCUCAUGUACGGCUGCGGCUCCAACAACGGGACCCCCAAGAGCGGCGGCCUGGUGAAGGCGGAGGACACGUACCCCCUGAGCCGACACCAGGCCCAGCUGCUGCUCUACAUUUCCAGCCCCAGCAGGCGCCUGGAGCUGAUGUCCAACGCGCAGCUCUUCUCGGCCAUCUGCGACCUGUCUCCGGGCGACCUGGUGUUGGUGGCGCACAAGAAGGGCCACGUCCCCGCAGUGGUGAAGAACCUGAUGCAGAUCGGGAAGAAGGAAAACAGGGAGGACCUGAACAUGCUUGGCUUCGAGGUGGAGUUUGUGGACAGCGAAAAUAACGUGUCACCCAGCAAACUUGCCCCCCAGCCCAUUUUCACCGCCGCAGACAUCAUCCAAGUGGUCCCGUCUUACGCUGUCCCCCUCGGACUGCAGUUUAGAAACAUCGAAAAUGGUGGCUCGAGGCGGAAAGUGGUGAUGCGCAUUAACUCCAUGCCAAAUUUUGGGACGAGCGCAAGACCAGUCAUGGAACACCAAUCAGUGCAAAGCGUCAUUCGCAACCAGAUACUGAGCACAUCUCCUGUGCCUCUCGAGGUGGGCUCCUUAGUGGAAGUCGUCAACAACGCUGGGAUCACGGUGUACGGAGUGAUCCGGUGGCUGGGGACCCCAGAGGGGAAGGUGGACACAUGGGCCGGGAUCGAACUGGACUUUGAAGUGAAAGGCUGCUCUGAUGGGGUGUACAAAGAUCGGAGGUAUUUCACCUGCAAGGGCAACAGCGCUCUGUUUGUUCCCAUCACAAAAUGCAGCCCGGACAGGAGGUUCGUCCGCUCCUCUGAAGUAACCGAGACCUUCAAGAGCACAGAGGUUCCUCCAGUCCCCUCAUAUGAAGAGUCGGAGGAAGAUGCACCACCUGUCCCAGAAUCGAAGGCAGUGUCGCUGUUUGUGGGGAAAAUGAAGGGUAUACAGGGUCACAUUAACUCUUGCUACCUGGACGCUACACUCUUCAGUUUGUUUAGUUCAUCUGUGACUGUGGAUGCCAUCUGCAACAAGCCUGCUGACAAAGAACAACCAAUAACCUGCAUCCUGAAAUCCAUAGUCAACCGCUUACGCAGACAAGGCUUCGUGCCAGCACAGAGUGUGAUGAACUUCCGUAAAAAGCUUGGCUGUGAGACCUUCAGCAAAAACGAAAAAGAUCCUGAGGAGUUCAUCUCGGUGCUGUUUCAGAAGGUGCUCUGCAUCGAGCCUCUGCUCAAGCUCAGAUCUGAAGGAGGAACCUCUCAGGGAGCCUACACCCUCCAGAUCUUCCUGGAAAAAGAGCAGAUGGGACAGACGCCCACCGUCCAAAAGCUGCUGGACACGUCCUGCAUGUCGGGGGACAUCAAAUUCGAAACGAUGCCCUCUUGUCUCAUAAUCCAGAUGCCACGGUGCGGAAACAAGUACAAGAUGUUUUCGCACAUUUUCCCCUCCACCGAGCUGGACAUCACAGAUCUCCUGUACAACAGUCCCAGGGAAUGUUUUAUCUGUGGACAGACGGCAAGGUUUGAGUGUCUUCAGUGUUUACCAGAUGGCAAACUUCAACCAGGAAGAAUCAAGCAGUACUGCAGUACCUGCAACACCCAGGUGCACAGCCAUCGGUCCCGGUGCAGCCACUCUCCCAGGGCGCUGGUUUUACCUGCAGGUGUGUCCGCUGACGUCCCUGUGCCGAGGCACACCAUGCAGCUGUUCGGCGUGCUCUGCAUUCAGACCAGCCACUAUGUGUCCUUCGUCAAAUAUGGACCUGGUUCCCAGUCAUGGCUCUUUUUUGACAGCAUGGCAGACAGAUACGGCGACGAUCAGAGCGGUUACAACAUCCCCGAGGUCCGAGCUUGCCCCGAGCUCGGCGACUUCCUCAGCCGGCCGGAGGAGGAGCUGACCCGGGUGAGCCCGGCUCAGGCUCCGGAGCUGGUCCGCAGGCUUCUGUGCGACUCCUACAUGUUUCUGUACCACAGCCCAGAAAUGCCGGUGUCGAUACCGAACAACGGGGGGACCCUAGAUCCGUGAGAGCGCGAGGACACCGCGUUCCACAACAACAGCCUAAUCAGCUUUCGUGCACUUUAUUGCAUCCAGACAGCAGGAACUGAAGCGGAUGCUUGGAACUUCAUUGUGGAAGAUAGAAAUGCAUUUGAGAUGUCUGAACUUGACUGUUCAUGCUCAAAGCUGGUGUUGAUUUGUAGGAGACAAAGCCAACUCAUGGAGCAGAGCCACUUUUAAACCUCUAAAUGCCUGAUGGUUAAACCUUUUUUUUUUU